This is a messenger RNA of Ceraceosorus bombacis, 1474 nucleotides long. NCBI's taxonomy places the organism in Eukaryota, Fungi, Basidiomycota, Exobasidiomycetes, Ceraceosorales, Ceraceosoraceae. The record is from the annotation of a GenBank genome assembly.
AUGUCGACGAUGCUUCCCAGCACUUCAUCGUGCCGAUCUCUUGCACAACGUAUCAGCACCUCUUCUCGACCUCUCUUCCAAGCCCAAUCAUCAUCUCAAAUCACCCACGUGCGCUCCUUGCACAUCACCGCAAGCAAUUCGGGCAAGCACAGACCAGGCUUUGGUAAAAAUGCAAUCAGAAAAGCUAGACAGGAAGUUCGAUUGAACAGAUUACGUCCGGAUGGAUCUUCGCCUGCUAGAGCGUUGCAGGAGGAUACGUCCAGAAUGGGUGCGAGGGGCAAAAAGAAGAGGGAAGAUCCGGCCAGUUUGGAAGAUGCUUUCAAGCUGCUCACUGUGAGUUGUCGUGCCAUGCGCAAUGCGUCUCGUGGCCAGAGGGCAUUCGCCCAGGCAGAUAUCGACAGCGCACUCAGGAGCAUCUGAGCGCCGCCUCUUCACCACGAAGCCGAUUCGAGUUAGACUGAAGCCCGAGUCUUGAUCCUCUUCGCCAUGCAGGCAAUGGAAGUCUCGCGCCCUUUUGCAGCAUUCGAGAUCCACAUUGCGACUUCCAUCUCUCGAGGAGUAGCAAAUGCCCUGCGAGGACGUAUAGCUCUACCCUACACUACGCGUUCCAAGCCUGAAGUGAUUCUAAUCUUUGCAGGCGAAGGCAACGAAGCGGGUGAAGAAGCGCGUCGAAUAGCCUCUUCUUCAUCCAGCGCAGGCUCUUCGUCCAGCGAAAUCAUAGUAGGUGGUCAAGAGAUCAUUCCCGAUGUCGUCUCUGGUAAAAUUGCAGGCUUCACAAAAGUUUUGGCUACGCCGGAUUGUGUCGGAGCGGUAGCAAAGGCUUUGGCAAGGAGUUUGGGUCCGAAAGGUCUGAUGCCGAACGCUAAGAGGGGGACCAUCGUCGAGACGCGGAAAGGCAUGAAAGAGGCAAUUGAAGAGGCGCGAGGCGCUUUGGACUGGAAAGGAGACCGACAAGGUGUGGUCAGGACUUGUGAGUGUCUAUGCAGGCUGAACAUUGGGCUUUUGCCUAAGGGUAGCUGAGGCGAAAAUGACCGCUGACAUCUUGCUGCUCGCCGUCUCUAGCCAUCGCCCGCGUCAGUCAUCCUCUGCCUGCACUGCGUAGCAACAUUUCUUCCUUUCUUGCAGCCGUGAUCGAGAGAGCUUCCUCCGGGCUGGGUUCUCAAGCUGCUUCGAACCAGCAAGGACUGGUCAAGGGAUCCACAGAGCUCGCAAAACGGACGCCCGCUGAGCUAAAGAAGGGUGAGUCAGCACACAAGGGACUCAGACCUUCGCUCGGCCGCUUUGCAACCAGAAGCGCAUUUGUGGCUCGCUACGUGACAAGCCCAAACCACCAAAUCCUCAAUCGCUGACCUACAUAUACCCUUCCCGUUUGGUUCUUGACCGCUGCUCUACAGCUCAAAGCAUCAUUCGUGGUGUUCAUAUCAGCAGCACACAAGGACCGGGCAUCAAGCUGGACCUCAGAGAAGUUUACUAA